Brassica napus (rape) is the source of this 903-nucleotide messenger RNA. RefSeq names its product universal stress protein PHOS34-like. The record is from RefSeq and is a predicted model, not a curated record. The coding region runs from base 214 to 705 and encodes 163 amino acids. Lineage: Eukaryota; Viridiplantae; Streptophyta; Magnoliopsida; Brassicales; Brassicaceae. The transcript has 4 exons.
GAGCUGUUCUAAUUCAAGGGCUGUGAUCGUCUUCGACUCAGUCCAACGGCCAAGAUGUAUACAGAUGAUAAAGGACAUUACGAGAGCGUUGUGAUUCGUUGAUUUAGUCUCCUAGUCUACACCAUUUGUCUUUUGUCUUCGAGAGAAGAGAGAAAGAAGAGAAUCGAACUUUCGUUGAAAAAGGCAUUUGAUAGAGAGAGAGAGAGCAAGAGUAUGGCGGAGAGUAAUGGUCGGAGGAUCGGAGUGGCGGUGGAUUUCUCGGAGUGCAGCAAGAAGGCUCUGAACUGGGCGAUCGAGAACGUGGUUCGCGACGGAGAUUAUCUAAUCCUCAUCACUGUCGCUCACGAUAUGCAUUACGAGGAUGGCGAGAUGCAGCUCUGGGAGACCGUUGGAUCUCCUCUGAUUCCGCUGAGUGAAUUCUCGGAAGCUGCUGUGAUGAAGAAAUAUGGAGUGAAGCCUGAUGCUGAAACCCUUGACAUUGCCAACACUGCCGCUAGGCAGAAAUCUAUUACAGUAGUGAUGAAGAUAUAUUGGGGAGAUCCUCGUGAGAAGAUAUGUGAAGCCGCUGAACAUAUCCCUCUCUCAAGCCUUGUCAUCGGUAACCGUGGCCUUGGUGGCCUUAAGAGGAUGAUAAUGGGAAGUGUAAGCAACCAUGUUGUGAACAACGUGGCAUGCCCUAUCACCGUCGUGAAGGCUCACCACUGAGCUUUGUGUUGAUAUUGCUCGGAUAACCCGAUAACCCGAUAACCGGUGUAUAUCCUAAGAUUUGUGUAUCGUAAUCUGUAUUUAUAACUCUUGUGUGACUUGUAUGUUGUUUAUCUUGUGCAUCUUUAUCUGAUUUCAUGGGUCAAAAAUACUUCUACCUUCUAAUAAAAUAAAUACUCGUUUUGAGUUUUGGACCAA